This is a messenger RNA of Camelina sativa (false flax), 1222 nucleotides long. RefSeq lists its product as uncharacterized. NCBI's taxonomy places the organism in Eukaryota, Viridiplantae, Streptophyta, Magnoliopsida, Brassicales, Brassicaceae. The record is from RefSeq and is a predicted model, not a curated record.
CUCUGCAAAAAACUUCUCUCUCUCUCCAUAAACCAAAUCACACACACUUACAUCAUAAAUCCUCUGUACAUAAUAACCCUAGAAGAAAAAGAAAAUAUGAAGAUGGGUUUGAUCAGCAAAGAAGAGAUUAGCAAAACUAGAAGAUACUCAUCUUCUCUUUGGAGAGGAAUCAAAACGAUCUUUGUUCUCUUCACUAUGUUUUUAUCUUUCAUCAUCUUCUCUGCUCCGAUCUUUCUCGCUGUCGCCGACGCUGUCCUCCCCUCCGCAAUCCUCUCCUCAUCCUCCCUCAACCGCCUUCCUCCUUCUAGUUUCCCGGCGACGAUUUAUUCUUAUCUCAGCAACUACGAUUUCAGAUACUCUCUCAUCGAUAUACCCCUCAUCUCCAUCAUUAGAUCUGCCAUUAUACUUUGCGUAUACGGGCUUUGUGACGGACCGAAGCUGUCGAGAGGACCAUAUUUGACAAUAACGAUGAUUUGCUCGAUAUCUUCGUUGGUCUACGUAUCGUUCAAGGCAGCGAUUGUGUUCGGGGAGCCUGUGAUCGGUGGAUAUUUCCGAACAGAGGAGAUGACCCUUUUCGUAUGUUCUUGGGUCUUAGCCAUCGGUCACAUCGUUGUAGCGUACCGAACAAGUUGUAGAGAGAGACGAAAACUCCUAGUCUUCAAAAUCGACAUCGAAUCUGUUUCAGCUUGUAAAAAUGUGUUUCCCAGAUACCAAAAAAUCCUUCAACAAGAGAGACUCAAAUAGCUGCUAGCAAUAUUCGAAGUCCAUCGUCGUCACUUGUCCAUAUAAAAUAUACUUGCCAUACAGGCUACAUGUAUAUAAAUUAUUAUACGUAUCAAUGCAACAUCUACUGGGUUUUGGUCUUCUUUCCAUGUUUUCAGAAAGGUCCAAAGGAUAAAUCUGUAAAGGAGGAAGGAACAGAUAACGAAUGGGGCUUAAAUAUAUAACCCUAUUGCUUUUCCAUGUGAGACUACAAAAGACAACUCCAAUGAAUUGGCAGUUGUUACUAUAUUAUAGAUUUUAAAUUAGGUAUAGACACACACACAAAGAACAUCAUAUUAGUUCUUAUAAAUGAUCCACCGUUACACUUUUGUCCUUUUUGUUUGUUUGUAUAAACUAUAUUUUCGUCGAUGAGAUAAGAAGCCGAAGGCAUCUUUCUUCAGUUUCGCUCUAUUUUUCUUUAUACUUUAGAGAAAGAAAAAGAAAAAGAAAAAUAUGAACC